GCCCAAAUAAAGAUAGUGGGCAAGGCCCAGGCAAUUCAUUAUUAGUCUCUUAGUUACGAAGGCUAAGGCGGCGCGGUGGUGGUGGUUAGCGGAAGAGAAAUGCCGAAGAGAACAACGCACACGUACUCAAGCGAGGAUGCGGCUCCGGAGGGUCCACACUCCGAUCUCUUCGUCUAUUACUGCAAGCACUGCGCUUCCCAUGUCCUCAUCACUGAUACCCAAUUGCAGAAAAUGCCCAAAAGGAAAACCGACAAAGCUUAUGUACUCGACAAGACCAAACAUCUCGCCCGAUUCAACAUUCACCACGCCGGAAAAGUUCUCCUAAAGAGAGGCGAGGGCAAAUUGGAGAAACAAUACCGCAUGAACUGUAUGGGCUGUGGUCUUUUCGUUUGUUAUCGCGCCGAACACGAUUUCGACUCUUCCUCUCUCAUCUAUGUCCUUGAUGGUGCCCUCAGCACUGUUGCUGCCGAAACCAACCCCCAGGAUGCCCCCGUUCCACCUUGUAUAUCGCAGCUUGAAGGAGGCCUUGUUCAGGUUGCUAUAGAAGUUGAAGAUCGUGCACAACGUUCAGCAAUCACCAGAGUAAAUGCCGAUGAUGUUCGAGUCACUGUUGCUGCUCCUGCUGCCCGUGGAGAGGCCAACAACGAACUUUUGGAAUUUAUGGGAAAAGUUUUGGGUUUGAGAUUGAGUCAGAUGACUCUUCAGAGAGGAUGGAAUAACAAAUCAAAGCUCCUUGUGGUGGAGGAUUUGACUGCUAGACAAGUUUAUGAGAAGCUUUUGGAGGCUGUGCAACCUUAACGUUGUUUGUUUAGCUUUAGUAUCCAUGGUAUCUGUCUGGCUUCUGUGAGGUUCAUUUGCAUUUCCCAUAUUAAGCCAGGUUGAAUCUCAUUUUUUAUGCAAAAACGAGUGAGGUUUAACUUUUUCAGUUGUAAUGUUGUUUAUUAGAUUCUCAACAAAGCAUGGCUACGGUGCAAUAGAAACCUUAUUUGUCAUGCUCAUGUACUAUAAACACUUGAUUGGACGGCAUUAAGUGAACAAAAUCUACCUGGUUAAGAAACGCAUCAA
Molecule: messenger RNA, 1065 nt
Organism: Vigna unguiculata (cowpea)
Lineage: Eukaryota; Viridiplantae; Streptophyta; Magnoliopsida; Fabales; Fabaceae
Product: UPF0235 protein At5g63440
Source: RefSeq, a predicted model, not a curated record